AUGUCCCUCACAGGCACUGACAAAAAGUCCAGGAGGUUGCGGGCGCUUUGUGUAGGCGCAGGGGUUGCUGCUGUCUCUACCGCAGCGUAUGCAUGGUGGUACUUCAAUCAUGUUUGUCAAGUGCCCCGCGUGUAUUCGGCAAAGGGAAGUGAUGUUCAAAAGAUAAUGGCAGGGGUCGCCAACUUGUGGAAACCCUACAGACCAGCGUUUUUCCUUCCCAAUACACAUCAGCAAACCAUUGCAGGAGUUUUCCGGAGGUCCAUUGCAAGCUGCUUUGAACGGGAAGAAGUUCGUCUGUCUGAUGGUGGCACCUGCGCCCUGGAUUGGUUUAAGGACAGCAAGGACCUCUCCAGGUGGAAAGACGAUGUACCCAUAGUGAUUGUCAUGCAUGGUCUGACAGGUAUGCUCUGUCAACAUGUCGUUGUCAGAUGUGCACCCCACUUCUGUCAGCUUGACAAUGACUCAAGUGGUUGUUGUCGGUCACCCUCUGCACAUGGCAGUUGCUGUUGCCUCAAAAUUCACAUGCCUGGAGCAGAGAUGAUAGCAUUCAUGUUGAAUGGCCUCAUUCUUGGGCAGCCCUCUGAACAACACACGAUGGCAGGAGGAAGCCAUGAGGGCUACUGCCAUUGGAUGUGCCAGACUGCUUAUGAAGGGGGUUGGCGAUCCCUUGUGCUCAUUUACCGUGGAUGCUCUGGCCUUCGCUUAACCGCACCAAAGGGAUAUUGUGGAGCUGUUGCAGACGAUGUACAUGUGGUGAUGAAUCUGGUGAAAAAGCGAUGCCCUGCCGCCCCUCUGUUUUGUUCUGGAUACUCACUUGGAGGGGCGAUGCUUUGCAAGUACAUGAGUGAGUCAGACGCACCUGAUGGACCAGGGAGCCAAUUGUUGGCAGCCGCAGUCGUCAGCGCCCCUGUUUGUCUCGCUGCAUCCAACAAGAACCUUUCUCGGGCUUGGACUCUCCCAUGGGUGUUCAACUUGGUAUUGGCAUACAGGCUGCGCAUGUAUGCCGUUGAGCAUGCUAAGUGUUUUGAAGGACAUCCAACGGUGGACGACAAAUUAGUUAUGGGAGGCACGACCAUUGAAGAUUUCGAGCAAGCAACGAUAUGUCAAGUAUUUGGGUUCUCAUCUUUGGAAGCUUACUACAAGGCUGGAUCGCCGCUGACCCACAUUCCGGAGCUGCGCACGAAAACGCUCAUUUUACUUUCCGAAGACGACCCUUUUGUGGGGUACGAACUCAUAUUGGUGAAAGGCAGACUGUGCUGCUUGCUUUAA
Ostreobium quekettii is the source of this 1269-nucleotide messenger RNA. The record is from the annotation of a GenBank genome assembly. Lineage: Eukaryota; Viridiplantae; Chlorophyta; Ulvophyceae; Bryopsidales; Ostreobiaceae.